Molecule: messenger RNA, 1461 nt
Organism: Chaetomium strumarium
Lineage: Eukaryota; Fungi; Ascomycota; Sordariomycetes; Sordariales; Chaetomiaceae
Exons: 1
Coding region: 96-1187 (363 amino acids)
Source: RefSeq, a predicted model, not a curated record
GACGGAGCAAAAUUUCCUUAGAUAGGAUCCGAGCCAUACAUUUUCCCCCCUUUCUUACAAACCCAUCCUCUGCCGGGAAUGAGUCAACAGUUGCAAUGGUGUUGACUCAGCGAGCCAGACUUUUGCGGCUUCUUGCCAUUGCACAGUUUCCCUUGGCUGUCGAUGCCAGUCUGUACGAUGGCUUUGGUGGCUACGGACAGGGCCAACGGGUCGCGCCAUACGACGCCAACUCAACCGCGUUCCUCGACGCCGUCGCUGCGUCCAACUCAACAGGCGUCUUCAAAAUCCCCGGCUACGACGUAUCCAAGCCCUUUCCCGGGACUCCCAUAGACGGAUGGACUCUGAGCAUGGCCGCCUUGGAUAUGUCUCACGCCGCCGUGGUGGACGCUACCCACGAGCCCAUGGUCGGCUACAGUCUCACGAUCCAAGCGCCGGAUUCGCUCAUCAAGAACGCCGGCGACGGCACAAAGUUCGUCAACGCCGACCCGAGCUGGGGGAUGUGCAUGUGGAUCUUCUCCCCUCCCCCUUCAAACAACAAGACAUUGUGGAACAACCCAACCAACAAGCCGCUAGCCGACGACGGCUCAUGCAAAGGGUUCUUGUCAGACGAGUGCAUCGCCGCGCUGGAAAAGCACGCGACAUGGGAAGCCUAUCCGGCCGAUCCCGCGAAGCUUGGCUCCAACGGCCAGUUCGGAUCUCUCGUGGGAUGCAACACCAUGCACUUCCCCGAUGAGUGCGGGCCAAAUGGGCCGGGCAACAGCUUAUUCAACGCCGCGUCUCUCAACGGCGUGCCGGUGCCGUUCCUGAAUGGAUCGAUCACCAGGUCAGACGGCUGGCAGUUUGAAGAUUACAGGGGCUCAUCGUACAACUCGACCGAGGACCUGCAGCUGUACUGGGAUAGCCAGGUGCUCAACUUCUGGACGGUGGUCACUGUGAUGGUCAACGCAACCGUUGAUGCGAAUGCCCAGAUGGGGGACAAGGGUGUCGGUUUGCCGGGUGUGAGUUGUGUCGCUCCGAAUGGAGUGGGCACAGGGAAGGCCUUUGCGUUUUCGACUUCGAACUUCACGGUUCCAAACGGUAAUGGUGAUAACGGCAACGGCACCAAGGCAGACGAUGAGAACAGCGGUGUGGGAAUGGCGGUGCCGGCUUGGUCGGUAUUAUGGAGUGUGCUGGCCCUGCUGGUCUGACGAGGAUGCUGAGUGUUGUAGGAAAGGAAACCCUAAAUUCUAAGGAUGUCCGAAUGCCAUUGUCGUUGAGCAGGCAAGUCACUCAUAAUGGAACAAAACACCAGAAAUGGUGCCUUCGAGUCCAUGGUUUCAUAUAUUGCAGACCGGGCCGACUUUCACUUCCAUGCCCGCACCUGCCGAACCGAACGACGGGCCGAAAUUCAGGUACAGUACCCGAAAUGCAACCUAGGGUCUCCCGAGCAUCACAUCCAUAGGGUCCUCUGAGCAAAUUGUU